Messenger RNA from Caenorhabditis sp. 36 PRJEB53466, 322 nucleotides. Lineage: Eukaryota; Metazoa; Nematoda; Chromadorea; Rhabditida; Rhabditidae. The record is from the annotation of a GenBank genome assembly.
AUGUUGCGUUUCCGACCGCUCAACUUGGCCAUCUUGAUGAUUGUGAUGGGGUUGCUGCUUAUCAACUCGUGUUUCUGCUCUCCGUAAGUUUAUCCAUAAAUCUAUGGAUACUUGUUUAUUUAUAUUCAGCGCUGUCAACUCGAACUUUCGAAUGAAGAAGUGGUACACGUGGAACAACGAUCUGGAGGUGACGAAGAAGUGGUAAGCAUAGAACAUUUAGAUUUUAUCGAUAAACAUUUUCAGGUACGACUGGCAAAACGUUCCGCACGCUCUACAACAAAAGCGACAGUUCGACGUCGACGACGUUUUGAUUGAUCGAUAA